Chionomys nivalis (European snow vole) is the source of this 812-nucleotide messenger RNA. It is a transcript of the gene Bst2, whose product is annotated as bone marrow stromal cell antigen 2. The transcript is spliced from 5 exons. Gene Ontology annotation, cellular component: cell surface; Golgi apparatus. NCBI's taxonomy places the organism in Eukaryota, Metazoa, Chordata, Mammalia, Rodentia, Cricetidae. Gene Ontology annotation, biological process: innate immune response; defense response to virus. Bases 28 to 543 code for a protein of 171 amino acids. Gene Ontology annotation, molecular function: metalloendopeptidase inhibitor activity. The record is from RefSeq and is a predicted model, not a curated record.
ACUCCCGAGCUAGAGGAACAAAACCACAUGGCACCGACUUUCUACCACUAUACUCCGGUGCCCAUGGAGAAGACGUGGGAGGAGCAGGGACCGGGCAUCCGCCGGCGGUGGCUGGUGGCCGCGGUCCUGAUGUUCCUGAUCAGUGUGGUCUUGGCCAUCCCGCUCAUCUACUUCGCCGUCAGGACAAACAGCGAGGCCUGCAGGGACGGGCUGCGGGUUUGGGAUGAGUGCCGCAACACCACGCACUUUCUACAGCGCCAGCUCACCCGUGCCCAGGAGAACCUGCUGCAGGCAGAGACGCAGGCAAACACCUGCAACCUGACCGUGGUGACCCUUCAGGAUUCCCUGGAGAAGAAGGAGUCCCAGGUCCUGGAGCAGCAGGCCCACAUCCAGGAGCUUGAGAGCAAAAUCAUGAAGCUGAACCAGGAACUGGAGACAUUGAGGACCAAGGAGGAAGCUUCUAGCACAGCACAGAACUCUGCCAGCUCCGUGGUGGUCUCCAGCCUUUUGACGUUCGUAGUGCCAAUGUUCCUGCUUUUCUGAGGACCCAAUAGCUGGUAGGCCACAGCCUGUUUUGACGAAGAUGCGGUUGCAGCUGUUUGAGGUCGUUGGGAGUCCUGGUGGCUCUGGAGGUCAUGGCAGCCCCGGGGAUGUAGAAGCCACUGACUGGAGCCUAGAUUGCACCUCUCUCCCUCCUUCCUUACGACUGGGGAGAGUGGAAGGGGCACCUCCAUUUUUGCUUUUAUGGUUAUUGGAGCAGGGGUUCACUUAUUUCUGACGUCUUUAAGCUUUGAAAAAUAAAGUAAUUUGUA